Varroa destructor (honeybee mite) is the source of this 1267-nucleotide messenger RNA. RefSeq lists its product as uncharacterized. The record is from RefSeq and is a predicted model, not a curated record. Lineage: Eukaryota; Metazoa; Arthropoda; Arachnida; Mesostigmata; Varroidae.
UUAAUUUAAUACAACAGCCCUAGAGAACAACAACCUAUGCUAAACGGUUAGUUACAGAUACAGGUUAAACCUAGCGUUUACCCGCACCGAUUUUAGGCGCUGUCCGCCCUCUUAACCAUGCUAGUCUUAUAAUAUACAGAGGUUGCGGAAGUAUCCCGAUUUGCUUGUCACCAACUAAAUCGCUAAAUGUCAUUGACAACGCGGUGAUAGUAAGAAAGCUCAAAGCACCAGUUGGAAUCGAUCUGACGCGUCGUCUCCAUUCGGUAGCCCUGCCAGUAUCUCUUAUGGCCGGGAUAAUUCAAAAUCAGCCAUCGAUACCAAUUACCUGUCCAACUUGUGCGUUCUUCGCCAGUCUCGCCGGUACUGCUCUUAUCGUUGCAGACAAAGCAGCUGAUACAGGUCUCGCGCUGUCUACGCUUCCUCGAGUGCAACCAAAAUUAGUCGCAGACAAUGUGGUUUACAAAGUAGACGCUGCUACUGCUGUCAAAGAACUUACUGUGAAAAAGCAACCCAUACAAGGGUCAGUGCAAAUACCUAAGGAAGUAAACGCCAACACGGUUGAAAGCCUACCGUUAAGACUCGAAGCAGGAACGGCACCAUCCGUCGAAGUUCCUGGUUUAUCACGGAACACUGUUACUACUUCCGACGAACGGACAAAGGCCAAGCAAGCGUCAUCAAGUAAACCGUCCUCUCUAGAAAAGACACCGCAAGCAGCUAAGGCGAUUCCUACGCCAACGGCAGCCCCCAAGUCUAAUACUGAAGAAUGGGCAGACUUCAGGGAAAGCGCCCAAUCGAACUACCUACCUGAAGUCGAAGAGAUUUGUGGUAUAACGAAGGAAUUUAUGAAGCGCCUCGACGAUUUCGAUCUGUCGAGUGAAAUUUUAAUUCCCGAAGGCCUCACGGAUUUUAUCACCCGGGAAGACGAUGAUCUAGCAAUCUAAGGCAAAUGUUUAUACAGGAAGUCCCACUACAGAGUGGGAGCUUUCGUUCGGCGGGGACCCGCUACUUUGUCCAUGUCCAGAGUGCUACGCCAGCCACGAAGAAGUCUUCACUUGCUGCUGCCUUCGAUGAAUUUUAGUUCAGCGCCUUACCGGAAGCUGAUGGCAUCAAAAUGAAUACCCAAAUAGCGAAAACAACUUUCGAAUCCGUGAAGUACGGCUCGAACAAUCCUGCGUCGAAGCAGUUCUGUUUCAAAGCGUAUCAUUUCGAUCGAUAUUAGCCUAUUAUUUUUCUAUAAGUUAUAUGAGACAGCCGGUCAAUAAACUAA